Molecule: messenger RNA, 1895 nt
Organism: Parathielavia appendiculata
Lineage: Eukaryota; Fungi; Ascomycota; Sordariomycetes; Sordariales; Chaetomiaceae
Exons: 5
Coding region: 111-1742 (543 amino acids)
Source: RefSeq, a predicted model, not a curated record
UGCCCAAUGUGACGAUCAAAUGAGAAAGUUAGGAACCCUCGUCAAUAAUUUGGUUUCGUCUGCCUUCACGGCGAUUGAUCCAACACAGCCUAGCAUCUACACUCAUCCACAUGCGAUAUACAUUGAAUACUGCGGCCGUGAUAGCCGGCCUUAUUCGCGCCUGCAUCUGCGAUGAGGUCGCGGGCUAUUCGGUACUUGCCAAUGACUUGUCUGCCCCUCUGGCGGCAACAAGCGAUACGUCUCCAGACUUGAUCAGAAACAUCUUCAAUCGGCAGACGGAGUGGUGCACCGCAGGGUCUCCUUACGUAGUUUGCCCAACCCCGAGAACAUGCUGCAACGCGAAGUAUAAUUGUACACCGACCGGGUGCUGCCCCAAGAUUGCCGAGACCUGCGGCGGGAAACUCUGUACCGAGCCAGGUUCCGUCUGCUGUGGGAGUGUUGCCUGCAAGCCAGGAGCAAGCUGCAAGCUGUCUCCUGGAGGGCAGAAUGUCUGCUGCAGGAGUGCUACUGAUGUUCCAUGUGAUGGCUACUGCUGCCCAGCAGGCUCCUCCUGCUACGGGGGUGGCCUAUGCCAGAGGGGUUCCCCAUCAGUCUCUCGAUCUACGAUGACCUCCCGAUCUACAUCAACAUCUCGGUCGACGUCAACUUCACAUUUUACAUCGAUCUCUCGGUCAAUCACAAUGUCACGGUCUACUAGUACCAGCAGCGCAGCAACCACAACUCGCUCUACGGCUACUUCCACCCAUACGACAAAGACGACUGACAAAUGCACUCCAAGUGUAGCUCCCAGGGCCGCCGGUGGAUGGGACUAUAUCCAGGUUCAGGGCGAGGACAACUGCGUUCCGGUGCUUGACUUCUUCUGCGUCACCGAUCUGUUCGAUCAGAUGUGUACCAGCAUGUGCCAGGGGAUCCGCGACCAACGGAAUAUCAACCCCCAGAAUGUUCUCAGUGACACGGCAAUUUUGCUGCACAGACGCGAGGGACGCAACGCGGCGGCCGCGUGCGGAAGUAUGGGUUGCAACCAACGCUUGACUUGGAGUAAUCUCUACCAACAAUACUUUAGCAUGCAAUGCGACGAGUUUCCGCCAGCAUCCUCCAUGGAAGGCGGCGGGCCGACAGUGACAUGCAUCUCCUGGUACCAAAACAACCUCGGUGGCGUUUAUCUCCGGUAUUUCUACGACGAUCUUGGGUUGAAACAGAAUCAGCCAUAUGUAAUCCGCAUGGAUACCUGCGAUUUUCCCGCAACGCCAGUCAGCUACCCGCGAGGAAGCGAGCCUCGGCCCCAUCCCAGGCGCCAACAAGCCAACGGCGGCGGACAAACCGUCAAAGCCGCCGAAAAUGCUCUCUGGGUCCGAGAUCCGCGUACCGAGUCCGAAGGGUAUGUCCUCAUGCCCCUCGAGUCGGGCAGCCCGGGAACGUAUAGCGGUACCUUGUCCUUGUCGAGUCUGGAAGGCUUGCAGGAUCUCUCCAUCGUGGAUGGUGCGGGCGGCCUGGUUUGGAACAGCACAGCUGCGGCGGCGUUCGUCGACGGCCAGAGCAACUUGCAGUACACGGUCCAGGACGAUACCCAGGAUCUGUUUGUGGCGGCAAAGGCGGCCACAAGCGUAUCAGUCAGCGCGGCUUUCACGGCGACGAGUGUUCCGCAGGCUACUUCCUCCAUGCCAUCGGCAGCGACUCGCGGCAUUGAAGUGUAUGCUCCGGGUCUCCUAGCAGGCGUUGCGGUUGCCAUCAUGUUGGGCUAAGGGUGUUGAGGAGCAAAUCAUCUGUUGCUGGAGACAGAAAAUGUCUGAAGAAAUGUAAGGGUGCCCAGACCGGUCGUCAAGUCAGACGCUACCAAACACAACAGGGGUUGACCGUAAAGCAAAGUCGGGUUCUUGAACUCGCCGCGACGCCUA